Lottia gigantea (owl limpet) is the source of this 486-nucleotide messenger RNA. RefSeq lists its product as hypothetical. The annotation marks the transcript as partial. The record is from RefSeq and is a predicted model, not a curated record. Lineage: Eukaryota; Metazoa; Mollusca; Gastropoda; Lottiidae. The transcript has a single exon.
AUGUCAAACUAUUACAAACUUCGUCUUAUACAUCUUCACAAUGUCAAACUAUUACAAACUUCAUCUUAUACAUCUUCACAAUGUCAAGCUAUUACAAACUUCGUCUUAUACAUCUUCACAAUGUCAAGCUAUUACAAACUUCAUCUUAUACAUCUUCACAAUGUCAAGCUAUUACAAACUUCAUCUUAUACAUCUUCACAAUGUCAAGCUAUUACAAACUUCGUCUUAUACAUCUUCACAAUGUCAAGCUAUUACAAACUUCAUCUUAUACAUCUUCACAAUGUCAAGCUAUUACAAACUUCAUCUUAUACAUCUUCACAAUGUCGAGCUAUUACAAACUUCGUCUUAUACAUCUUCGCAUUGUCAAGCUAUUACGAACUUCAUCUAAUACAUCUUCACAGUGUCAAGCUAUUACAAACUUCAUCUUAUACAUCUUCACAAUGUCGAGCUAUUACAAACUUCGUCUUAUACAUCUUCACAAUGUCG